This is a messenger RNA of Micropterus salmoides (largemouth bass), 2893 nucleotides long. RefSeq lists its product as uncharacterized. The record is from RefSeq and is a predicted model, not a curated record. The coding region runs from base 164 to 1099 and encodes 311 amino acids. The transcript is spliced from 3 exons. NCBI's taxonomy places the organism in Eukaryota, Metazoa, Chordata, Actinopteri, Centrarchiformes, Centrarchidae.
CAUCAGCACUAUUGUGUCCGCCUCCUCAAAUAUGAAAAACAGAGCUGAUGAUCAGACGUUAGUAUUUGCUCUCAGAAACUCACCUGUGAAGCUCCAAAGCAGGUCGGAGGAGGAACAGUGGACUUUUUGUCUCUGAUCUGAUCACAGACCAGAAAGAGAAAUCAUGCAGGCUUCAGAAGAAAUGGAAAAAAGUCUCAGAGAAAUGCUAGAAAUGCUGUUGUUACUCAGAGUUAAACGCUUUCUUUGGAACACCUUGCAGAACUUGGACCAAAGGGAAGAACUACUAAAGUCUGCAAUAGAAAACUGCAGGAACCAAAGAGUCCUGCAGUGGCUGAGAGACGGUUCAGAGUCCGGAGCCUUCUCCCAUCUCGUGGACAUGUUUAAUUUCCUGAAAGAACGCAUCGACGUGGAAGAGAAGAAGAACCACAGCAACAGUGUAGACAUCACCUUUGUGGCCCACGGAGCGAUCGGAGACUUCAUGAUCCCAGCCAGCUGCCUCCUGCCUCUGCCCUCCAUCACAGACGUGCUCCUGUAUUCUCCCUGGAACUGCACCAGUAGUGCUGACGUAUCAUAUGGUGUCGCUACAGGACGCAUCAGGCCGCAGCACAGAGUUUUUAAAUGUGCCAAAGAUGACGGCUGUCUGAUUCCUGAUGGAGAGCAUCGGCCUGUGAAACUGCCAAACUACUGGAACUCCAUGAAGACAGCUGGAGAUCAAAUGAUUCCCAACAUCACUGUCAGUCCUCUCAAACCCCCAGAGGACGGUGUCUGGAAGAGAUACGUGUCUCUCACAAAGAAAUACGGUGAACCUGAGAGAAACCGCAUCGUCAUCCCGUUCAUCCUCCCAGCAGAGAGGACGUCUUUACAAAGCGUCCCGUUCUCUGUCGUCUGUUUGGCCGCCUCGCUGGUGCUGCUGUCCUCCAGGUUUCAAGCCACCCUCCAUCUGAGUGCCUGUCUGGGGGAUCAGUCUGCUGGACAGAAGUUUGACAAAGACUAUCUGCAGACUCAGUAUGCCUGCGCUGUGGACAGCACUGUGAUGACACCUUCAGCAGACAUGUUCACUUUGACCUGGAGAGAUGCUUUUAGAUACUGGUUUGGUUAAACAUCGGUCAGGUCUGAGGCCUCCUCACUGUCAAAACUGGGUUAGCAGUUAGCAUCCAGCUGUCAAUUAAGUUCUCAGAUUUCACUUCCUGUUUACAAAUAUGUUCACAAUCUUCAGAACAUGACAUGACAUUUUGUAUCAGAGAAUGAAUCAGUCACAGCCAAAGUAAUGUUCAACUGCUCCAGUCUGUAGUCCACACGUGGUUCAAAAAGACCACCAGCCCCUGUCCCCAAACCGCUAGUAAGGAAGCUGCAACACCCUCGACCGUUAGGGUCUACAGAGGGUGGUGAAAACUGCUCAGCAUCAUCAAGAGGACAGAGUUGCUGUCCAUGGAGGACAUAUACACUCAGCAGUGCAGAAAGAAGGCCAACAGGAUCACCAGAGACCCCAUCCACCACGAACCAAAGUGUCCUACCUGUUGCUGGUACCGCAGCAUCUGGUCCCACACUACCACACUUCUCAGGGAAAGCUUCAUCCCUCAGACCAUAAGACCGCUGAACUGUUGAGCUCAUUACUGUCACUUUACUGGCACCUUAAAUGACUGAUGUCACUUUAAACUUCUCAACUGGCAAACUUACUGAUGGCACCUGAUUACAUCUUAAGAUAUAUAUUUACAACAGCAGUAUAACAGUCUACACUAUAUUGCCAAAAGUUAGUACAUUUAGUACACCCUUCUGAAUCUUUGAAUUCAGGUCUUCCAAUCACUUCCAUGGCCACAGGUGUAUAAAAUCAAGCCCCUAGGCUGCAGACUGCUUCUCCAAACAUCUGUGAAAGAAUGGGUCGCUCUCAGAAGCUCAGUGAAUUCAAGCGUGGUACCGUGAUAAGUUGACACCAGUGUGAGUCCAUUAGUGAAAUUUCCUCACAACUAAAUAUUUCACAGUCAGCUGUUAGUGGUAUGAUAACAAAGAGGAAGUGAGUGGGAACAACAGAAACUCAAACAAAGUGGUAGGCCACAUAAAAUCACAGAGCGUGGUCAGUGCAUGCUGAGGCGCACAAUGUGCAGAAGUCAGCAACUUUCUGAGUCGAUAGCUACAGACCACAAAACGUCGUGUGGCCUUCGGGUUAGCUCAAGAACAGUGCGUAGAGAGCUUAAUGGAAUGGGUUUCCAUGGCCGAGCAGCUGCAUCCAAGCCUUGCAUCACCAAUGCAAAGCGUCGGAUGCAGUGGAUUCCUGACGGCCGGUGUGGAGGGGGUGCUGCCGGCGAUGCAAAGGCCUUUGCGUGUGUUGAAAAUUUCCACCUCGAGCGAGAAAGACGCAUGGCGCUAAGUCACGAUAUCCUAUCAUCGUUGAUAUUGUCCGGAUGUAACCGACAGCUACGGAGUGUUGUUUGGAGAGGACCAGAAAGAGUGGAGGAGUAAAAUGCCCCUGGUCGAUGGAGAGCUGCUAAACUAUGGGGAGAUGUCGAGGACAGAGCCGGGAGCAGCGCUGCAGCUUUUGGACACAUAAACACCCGUCGUCGGACUGGAUUAUGGUCUCAAAACUAUGCCGGAGGAGCUCGGAGUAAACCGCUUUUAUUAAAUGAGCUUUUUACUUUAGUUUUUGGGAUUACAAAGUUGAUUUAACUUCACUGGAUCUUCUCGGCCGCGAGCUUCCGUGUUUUUCCAGUUCCACUGUUGUCGUUAGCGUCGGUUGGCACGCAGAGCUCUGUUGGACAACUACUUCAUAUAAUUACAUAAAAAACGGACAAAACUUAGCAUUACUUGGAGAAAAGAAAGCAAGGAAGUUGAACUACCUGGUGAGUUCAGAAAAUAUGUGUCUGUAACUUUAUUGCAGCUUUCGUUGUACUUUACUGUG